CUGUGAAGGACUCUGUGCACUGUAAACACUUUGGAAGUGCUUGUGCCUGUCACUGCAGCUUAAACGUGGAGUUUUUUUUUACGUCCCUAAGUGGAAGUUUUGUUUAGAAUCGUCAAGAAUCACAGCUGCCACAUUACAGAGCGCUGCUGAAAUCUAAACUGGUCAUCGAUGGAUCACGAACGAUUGGACACGGAUCAGUCAAGGUUAUCAAGGUUUGAGAACUAGUACAGACAUGUUUGAAUGUGAAUGAAAAGAAAGCGGAAGAGUUGGAGGCUUAAACAAGAAUUGUUGAUCUUCAGCUGGUUAAAGCUUUUAAAAUGCCAUUGCAUUGAUAUAUAUCAGCUGAGCACAACAAAGGAUAUCAUUUUAACGAUAAUGGCCACCAACUGUUCCCUGUAAACAUGUUUAUUGUACUUUUAUCCCUUUUAAUUUUGGGUGGAGAAAUAAUUACCAUGAAGUCCUCAGCUGAAACACGAGGUAUAACUUUUCUUUUAGUUACCCUUCAAGGAGAGAUGAAGCCCCUCUUAAUUCCAGACGUCCCGCACCAAUUGGUUUUGAACUCUGCUUUCAUAAAUCGAACAAAAAUAAAUCUUCGUAGAAGUUGUAAUUCACUGAAUUUUGAUGCAGAAUACGAGAAGACUUAAAUUUAUAUUUUAAAAGAUAGUGGAAAUGUUAUUUCUUUCGGUUUUUGUUGGCUGUUCAUUUUAAAGUGCCAUAAUUUCAUUUGUAAUUAGCUAUUUCUUUUCUUCCUAAGUGGUUAAGCAACUAUUGACAGUUGAGCAUUUAAUUAGAUUUUUUCAUAUCACUUUUUUUACGAGAUAUGUAAAAUGUCAAAAUUUAAAAUUUGCUGGUAUUUUGUCAUCAAUUAAAUGAUAAAUUUUCUUUUCUGAUUUUUUGGCAGGAAUCUUGAACAGUUUAUUGCUGUUUGGGACUUUGAACCAUCAAAAAAAGAUGAAAUAGCUCUACUGAAGGUAAAAAUUUUACUAGUUAUCCUUUCUUUAACACUCUAUGUAGCAAAUGCAUUCCAUGUUAUCAAGCAUCUCCUCAGUUGUAAGUCACAGAUGACUUCACUGUAAUGAACAACAAUGAUAUAUUUUAUCUACUGUUAGGGGGAUAUUGUUUUUGUGGUGAAGAAGUAUCAAGAUGGUUGGUACCGUGGCAUCCGUUACAGAGGUUAUCAGGUAUUGUUCAUAUAUUAAAAAAUGUGUCUGUGAUAUUCCCCGAUAUCUACUGCACUACUGCUUGCAUUUUAGUUCAUGAAAUAGUAGGACUUAUAUUAAUCCUUGUAUGGUUAAAAAAUAAAAAAAAGGAUGCAAUGUUGAUUUUUUUCUUUUUUUGUUAUCAUCAGGCUGGUUGUUUUCCAGGGAAUUUUGUUGAGAAAGAUUCAAGUGAAAUUGGAAAUUGGUAAAUCAAAGUUAAUAACAAGCCAUUUUUAGCAAGUUUAUUGCAUUUUUUAGUGGCAGAUAACAAAGAGCUUGUUUAGACAUUAGGUUUCACAUUAACUUUGUUUUCAUGAAAGUGACAGAAAAGGAAUGUAAUUUAGUACUGUUUUGAUUGAAGCAGAAUCAACCAUUUGAAAUGCGGAGUUGGUGGUUGUAAUUAAACUCAGAGGCUGAAAUAUUGUUAAAGUUCCAGGGUUCAAAUUCACCCUAACUAUUACCUGCCACUACCAGUGAAAGCAAUAUUGCCCAAGGAAAGUAAAUCAAACCAAUGCAGUUCUCUGUUCCUUAUUAGGCAGGACUUACCUUCACCAACCUCGGAGGGGAACUCAAAAGUUCUGGAAGAUUUAGAAAAUGAUCGAACCAAGCUGACAUCAGAGGCUAAUGGAACAGAUGAUCAGUGCAAGGACAUGGAAGACAGACAGCCUGAUGCUAAUCAUAAUAAUGAACUGAACAGAUCUGAUUCACUUAAUGGUGGUAAUCUCAGUCCUGGUGCUUUGACGUCUUUUCAUGGACUGAAUAUAAUUGCUGAACAAAUGGGACAGGGAGAGGAAGGUAAUACAAUUGGACUGUUUAAAUGUCUUGUAAAAGGUUUUAUUCUGUGAUUAUGAGUAACAGUUGAUUUUGUACGAUAAUUUAGGAUUAUCAACUGAGUUGAGUAAGAGUUUCAAAGCUGGCAUUUGGAGUGUUAGCCCUUCAUCAUUUGCUCUAACAAAGGACUUACGCUCAUAAUGUCAGCUUUUAAACUCUUUACAAAGGCUAAUUUAUGUUUUCAACUCAGUUGAAAAUACUAAAUUACCCUGCUAUACUCUCUCACCGACACAGCACUACAGUUUCUUUAGAAAAUUACCCCCUUUAUUCAGUUGAUUUUGUAGUAUUAUCACUCAGGUCAGACAGGCUCUUGGAAAGGAUUUUUCUCUAUGGAUGUGACUUAGUAUAUUUUCACAUAUAUUGUGGGAGAUGAUGGUGAUUUUGAGUUCUACACAAGUUAUCAUAAUGCCAGUGCUUACCUGUAACAGUAGCAGAAGUACUGAGAAAUUUACCCUCUCAAGGUUGCCAAAAAGAAAUUGUGAAGUGUCUCAACCAUUUAUCUCUUAUUUUGUUUUUGACCAUAGAAUCAGAGGAACGAAAAAGAACAAGAGCUGCAAUGGUACAUGUUAUUUAAUUUAAAAUUUUCUUGUUUUGAGGCUUGUUACUUCUACCAGGACACACUUGCAGAAUACAUUAAAAAAAAAAAGUGUUCAGACCAAGAUUUUGUGGAAUUAUUAAUUUGUAAACUGCUAGUUUAUAAGCUGCUCACUGAUAAUUACAAGCAUUAAAUUCAUUACUUAAUGUCAGUAAUAAACAAUUUCUCUGUGUUUCUAGUAAAUUUGAUUAAAACAGAAUGUUUUUUGGGUCAGUGACAUAAUGAAAUUGUGUUUCUUCUAGGAACUCUUGACAUCUGAGGUGUCUUACUUCAAUGGAUUAAAUCUCCUUUCUGGGGUUUGUAUUUUAAAUUGUUCAUAAGAAACUGAUAAUUCUGUUGGUCAAAUAAUUUAUUUUAAAAAAUAUAUUAUUUUUGACAGUUUAUGAUAAUUAAAAUUAAAAUAGAACUGAUUACUUAUUAUAUUAAUGUUUUCUAUUGGUUUUUCUCAAAUACAUCAUACUUUAUUUUUUAACAGUAGUAUUUGAUAUAUUUCUCACAACUUGAAUGCUAAGGAGGAAUAUUUGAGUUAUUAACAACUGUUGCUUUCUUUGCAGCAUUACAUUAGGCCUCUCAGGAAACUUCGCAUUAUUUCUGAUGAAGAUGUAAAGAAAAUUUUUUCCAAUGCAGAGGUAAGACUCGUGAAAUCUCCUCCACGUAGUACUAGUAAGGUUAGGUAAUAAUCUUGAAAAAGUAUUCGCCUAUUUAUUUUUGUCUUGCUUGCUGAUCAAGAACAUACACAGAGGCUGAAAACUAUUUGCAAAAACAAUGUCAAAAACAACAACAAAUUCAAUUGAAUUUCUUUAAUUUAUUUCAGUCCUUAGAGUCCAUUAGUAAAGAGUUGGUUGCUAAACUACAAACGCGUUUGGCUUUCUGGGAUGUCAAUACAACUUUGAUUGGAGAUGUUCUUGUAGAAAUGGUAUGUGAUGAUCUUUCAAGAAUUACAAGGGAAGACUUUUCCCUGUGAACAGAGUCUACAUUUAGUUAGAUAAUAAGCUUGAAAUUAGUUUUGUUAAAAAAUUGUAGUCUGACCUUUGACUUUUGUCAUGCAGUUUUCCUAUUUGAUGAUGUUUGAACCAUAUUUCAAGUCAAGGAAGAGAGGGAAUGAGGUAUGAAAGUCAUAAUAUGUGCUUAUUGACUGAGCUGGAGGAUACCAACUAUGCAUAGCUCUUUCAGUUACAGCUCACAUCAACUGGUUGGCUCCUACAUAUGUCAGCUUUCACAAUGGUUUUUUUAUGGGUUUACAUGUGGGGCCGUACAGGUCAUUUGAUAAUAAGAUUAUGAAUAAUUAUGUGUACUGUCUUAGGAUCAGGAGUGGUUUAUUUUUUUCUUUGGUUGAGAAUGUUUCAAAUCAGUCCUGACCUUUUUUUUUUUUUUUCUUUUUUUUUUUCAUUUUAUGGCUAUCCCAAAUUAAAUGCAAUCUGAAAUUUGCCUGACUCUGAAGCAAUGCUCCCUUUCCCAAUUCAAUUCUGGACAUUUGCAGAGGUCAAAGUGCAUAAAUGGUAGAGGGAAGAUGGGUUGAAAUGGAUCAAUAUCAUUAUCUGGGCAACUGCCCACCUACCCCUCCCCUAACUCAACAAGAGUCAAUUGAUAACAAUUUAGGGUUAAUGUUGGGUUAGGGGAGGGGUAGGUAGGCAGUUGCCCAGAUACUAAUAUUGAUCCGUUGAAAUAAGAAUAUGGGGAAUCAAUUGCUCUAUUUUGGAAAAGUUUUCAAAUGUUCAAUGUAGAUUGAAAUGUGUCAAUUAUUUUGCCUUUAAUUUCAGCUUUCUCUUAUCAAUUUCCAUUAAUGUUUGUGAUUAAGAGAAAUAUAUUAUGAAGUUCGAUAUAUGAUUACUAACAAUUAAUGUUCUGUGACGUCUAGGUGAAAAUGAAAUUAGAAAAAAACAAUGAGAAGUUCAGAAAUUUUUUGGCCAAGGUGAGACACUCACUUGUUAAGUAAUGUUUUAGUUGAUUUAAACAUACCUUAAAUUUAUCUGUACUCAAGAUAAGGAUCCUAACUUCAUAUUGAGUUGAUGUAAUUAUUUUUUGGGAUGGUGUUAUUUUAAUCUCUAUUAUAAUGCUUACAUUGACUUCUUUUCCCAGGUCAGCUGCAAUCAUACCCUUGAUUCAUUGUUACUUAUGCCAAUACAGGUAAUAUCCUUUGACUACUUGAUAAAUUCACACUAUGACACCUGUAUGAUUGUUUUUAUAUACUCUCUUUUAAGACACCUUAUUUUGGAAAUACGUCUUGUAGUAGGUAGGUUUUGUGGCCAAUUUCUUAUAAUUAAUGGCUGGUGUAAUUUAUAUAUUGUCAGAGAGUUCCCAGAUAUGAACUGAUAUUGAAAGAAUUGGUGAAAAGAACACGUGAGGUGAGAUAUACCUUAUAUAUUGUUGGUUGAGAGUUACCAGUAAGUAUAUCAGUAUACACCAGUUAAGUGUAAUGAAAAUUAUGAAGUGAUGUGCUGUUUAAUUUCAUUAUUACAUUCUUUACUUACUUGUAGUUUGUUUGUUUGUUUGUUUGUUUGGUUUUUAUCAAUUUUAGGAUCACCCAGAUUAUGAGAAUUUGAACGACGCUCAGAGCAAAGCCCAGAAGGUAACUUAAUGAAGCUCAUCCUUUGUUAACAAUACUUUUUUUAUCCAUGGUCAGUCCAGUGAUAUAUUAAACUUGAUUCUACAAACAUUAAAGGUUUAUCUUCAGUUUACUAUGUUCAAUAUUUAAUAAAUGCUGUACAAGUUUUAAUAUACAUCAAGGCUUGAUGUUCCUCAGAUCUACUUUUACUUUUAAUGUUUAGACUGCAGAGGCCUUAAAUGAACACAUCCGUCAAAUAGAGAAUGAAACAAAAGUUGUUGAAGUAAUGAAGAGCUUUCCUAAUGAUGAAUUGGUGGGUAAAAUCAAAAUAGUGCUUUUCACCAUUUUUUUUUUUUAAUAAGUAUUCCUUGAUUUAAAUUGUAUCAGCAGCUGUAUUAGUCAUCAUUAAAUUUCUGGAUUGUCCUUAAUUAGUCCCACCAUUGAUUUGAAUUUUUUUUUUUCCAGAAUCUUAUUCGACCAGCUGCCACACAGUAUUCUACAGGUGACUUCAUGAUCAUAAGUUAUCUUAGAACAGGACCAAGUCUAUAUUAACUAACGUUAUUUACAUUUAAUAUUCUUGGAUUAAAUUUUUUUGGGGUAUAUUUUCAGGAAAGCUGUAUGGUUCUGUGCGCCUUAGGUAAGCAUCAGUGUAUUGCUUCUUGUUUAACUUGACCUGUACAUUUGAGUGAAAUUGUAGAAAACGCAUUGGUUACUUUAGGCAUAAAGUUAAUCAUUAAUUCCAUUUUGUUCCAUAGGAAACAUGAAAAAGACCAGAUGACAAGUAUAUCUAAAACACUUAAAAGGUUAGAAAUAGCCAAAAACAUUUAACAAUUAUUUACCAAAGUGGCGAGGUAAUUAUCCACCAAUUUCACCAACACUGAGGUGAAUAAUUGUUGUAGUAUAAACCCCACAGAUACUGAAAAAAAAGUUUUUUCUCUGUACAUUUGUUCAGUGAAUUGUUAGUCAAUAGUAUUAGUCAUCAACUUGAGACAUAUCAAAGAAGAAAACUCAAAUUGCUGAUUACCUGUCAAGCAUCACACUCAAACAUAUAUUAGUUAUUUUCAACAAUGUCUGGUGAUUUCAAACUGUGAACUAAGAAACUCCUUAUUGGUGCAUAGAACUUUCACUUUCAGUAACAGUUAAUGGUAUAUGGGAAUUUUCCCUUCAAUAGAAUCUCACUUCCCCUGAUGGACAGCAUUGAAAUUCAGACAUCUCCAAAGCUCUCCCGAGUACAUGCAGACACACGGUCACCUAGUACUCUUCCUCGAUUUCACAAUGGUGAUAGUAGCGACAGUGACAGUGAAACAGACUCUGCGUCCUUAGGGGAAACAUUUAUCACCAGGUACAUGUAAAAAAAACAUGCUGUUGAAUGUAUUAAUAAAUAAAUUUUUUCAAGUUAAAUCUUCAGUGACAAAAUGAUUCCAUGUGAAUACAAUGUUAAUGCCAAUUUCUAAUUCUUUCUUAGCACAUAUAUUUAUGAGGGUGAAGUUGAACGUGUAACUAAGAAAGCCACAGGUUCUAACGAUGGAGGAAUGGUCCAUGAAACAGUUGAAAGGUCAGGGAGCUGUAGUUAAGUUUUUAUUUCUCAUUUUUUUAGUUCUAUGAACUAACUAUUCUCUUUGUCCUUAAGGGCCAGCCUAAAACAACAAGUUUUUCUUUGUUUGCUCAAGAUUUCCAAGAAUUUUACAUUGCAACUCCAAGCACUUGACCUAUUUAUUUGUUAUGGUCUAUGAACAGCUGAAAAUUACUUUUAGUUAUUGAAAUAAAUGUUAUAUAUUUGAUAAAUGUUACACUCAGGUGAAUGUGGUCUUGUCUUGCAGAUAUCUUUUCUUAUUUAACAAUGUCUUAUUGGUUGCGGUGGUAAGUAACUUAAUAUUGUUUGGCAAGUGUGUGGAUAUUAAAUUAAAUUCAAGUUUUUUUGGAAAGAAUUCAAGAUGAAAAUCUCUUCUUGUUACCAUAGAGGUAUGCAGAACUCUAAAAUUGUUAUUAACAACUAUUAGUCACUUUCAGAAGGAGAUUACUUUUCAAGUCCAUUUUACUUUGGCCUAGCUGUAUUCAAGUACAUAAGUUUUGAAGAUUUUGCUAAACUUAGUACAUUUUCUUACAGGCGUCAGAAAAUCGUAUAACAGGAAAGAAAACUUAUAAACUGAAGGACAGUGUUUCCCUCGUCCAGGCCUGGGUAACAUCACCCAGUGCAUAUUAUACAAAUCCACCAGAUAAGAGUAAGUUAAACCUGCCCUGUCAGUUAUUUUACAUUCAUUUACUUCUCAUCAGUUUUAACCACAGCAUUUGUUAUUAAGUUACUCUUCUAGUUGAUAAAAGAUUGAUUUUUAAUUAUUUAAAAUGCUUUUAAUUUCACUCAGGUCAAAAACAAAUACUCUACAAUUUAAGAUAGCAUUGAAUCCUUCAGCCCUCAAGAAUGACUAUUUUCUAAUUUCUCCUUACAAUAUCACCCCUGAAUCAAACAUGAAAGUCAUGAGAAUUGAGAUAAUGAUCACUAACUAAAGCUGCUGCUCUUCAUUGAUAAACAAAUCCUCCUUGUCAGCCUCUUUGGAAAUGUAUGGAGAACAGUAUGGAGAAUAUACAUACUGAUGGUAAACACCAUGAAAGUAAUCUAUCAGAUACAUCUAGAUAUUAGCACUUUAUCACAUUUCCAGACACUAAGAGUGAGUAUAAAACAAGGUAUUUUAGUGUUAAAACUAAUGGAUUGAAUUUCCUUAAAUAAGUUUAUUUGAAUGUAGUAAACUAUUACUUACCAGGUAAUACACAAAUGUAAUGCUUUGUUGGUUCAUUAAUGAAAAAUUUAUUUUCAAUUUUUUUUAAUAAUAUUACAUUAUUAAAACUAUUAAUCCCUAUUUUCCCUUUUUAUUACAGUGUUUAUUCUUGGGACCCCUACACAAAUCUACAAGUUUUUAGCUCCAUCAGAAAGACAGAAAGAAAAGUGGGAGGAGAAACUAAAAACACAUAUUGAGAAAGAAAAACAAGCAUUUGUUGAGGUAAAUUCAAAUGUUCAGUUUUGCUUCCUAAUUGUGCCUCUACAAUAGUAUUGUAACUGAACUCAUGAACUUAAACUGCAUGACUUUUUAAAAUUGUUUUAAUAAACAAUGAAUUAAAUGAUUAUUGAUAUAAUGCAACAUUCCUGUAUACAUGUUUAUAUUUACAGUCAUUCCAAGGGUUGCCUGUACCAGAUGAGGAAUUCUUAGCAGUUUCAUUUAAUGCCAAGAUUGAUUACCAUCAGACUGUUGACUUUGGUAAAGAGCACACUCGUGUAUUUGAUAUAUUUACCAGUACUUAUGAAGUGUUUGCUGUACUGUGAAAAUGAAGGGAUUGAAGCAAAGAGCUUAAUAGAGUAGUUUGUGUUAAUUUGGAUCAAAGUAUUUUGUUGCUAAAGAAUUUCAGCUCUUUCAAUCUGUAGGAAUUGUCUCUUUCCAUGAAAGCACUGGUAAUCAUAAGUUUAUUUGAAAAACAUUGGUUUGUGCUUUAAUUACACAUUCAAACCUCCUCACCCCCCUCCCCCCAAAAAAUGGUGAUAUUGUGCUUGUCAAACCUGGCUUGCUCCACUUUGCUUGUAUCACAACAUGUCUAGGAAACAACUAUGAAGGGUUUUUGGGAGGCCUUCGCAAUAUGACAAUUUGUUACAUUUCUUGUUUUUUGGUUGAUUAUUUCUUAUGAAUAUCAAAUUUAUUUACAAGUAGGAUGAUACCAAGAUGCUAAAUGGUGGGAUUAUAACAGGUGGUAAUUACUACAUUUCAAUUUAAUUCCUCAGAAUUAAAUUUAAGACAGAGUGAAGAAGUUCUGGUAAUUGGAUUGAAAGCUGGCAAUUUAUGGCUUCCAGUAAGUCAAACUGAAUAGUAUUUUUCUUUAUCAAAACUUUGUUAAACUAGCAAUUAAUAUUUAAUUUUUUAUGAUUAGUCAUUGAAUUCAUGUGUUUCUUUUCUUAUAGGGAUUAUUUUCAAAUAGUGUUUGUGAACUUGACUUAGCAUGGUAAGAAUAAUAACUCAAUAUGUUCAUUGAAGAAAACUAUGAAUGAAACAAAUAGAAUGUAUAAUUGUGAUGUUUUCAGUGAUGAACUUGAUAAUCAAGAAAAUUAACUGUGGUAUUGAGGUUUCAGCAAAAUCCUUUUUAUCCCUUUGAUCCUCAAGAGUGACUAGUAUCUAAUUUCUCCUUACAAUAUCUCCCAUGAAUCAGAGAUUAACGUCACAAUCUUAAUAAACAAAAUGAUCACUCACUAAAGGAGCUCUUGAUUGUUAAACAAUUUCUCCUUUUCAGAGUAUAGAGAAUAUGAAUACUGAUGCUAGGGUGUAAAGGGUUUGAGUAAGCAAAGAUAAGAAGGACAAGAACUGGAGACAGCUGUAUUAUCAUGAAAAGUUAGUGAAUUGUAAAUUUCUUGUUUUUUUGUUUUAAAGGUGGCCAGGACUUUACAAAGGAAAAUUUGGAUGGUUUCCAGGUAGGAUCAGGCUGUGGAAAACUGAAUGCUAGUAAAUGAAUGAGAGGUGAUUGAACUAGAUGAUAAUCAAUGACUGAGGACCCACCGGCAGUGAUAAGCUGACUGACUGGAGAUAGUGAUGAGAUGCUCAAGCUCAUCACAGUAAAAAUCUUCUAAUCAGUGAAAGGAUAAAUACCAUGAUAUUUUUAUAAUGAAUAUUGAUAUUUUUCCUAGUAGAUGGGAAUUUUCAUUAACCUCAAAUGGGUAAUUUUUGGGUCAAUUGUGACUAAAAUAAAUGUAGACUACCUUUGAUAUUAGAUUUUUUUAGAGAUAUGAUGACAAAGUGGGUCACACACUGGACUCUUAUACUAGUUAACAAUUAUUCACCAAUGGCAAAGUGAAUAUUGUUGAAUAACCCACAAGACAAAGUCAAGGGGAUCAUUCAAUAUAGAACAGUAUAAAUGGUUAUGUGGUUUUGAAUUCUGUUGUAAAUAUUUGUUUUGAUGUUGAAAUCAUUGUGUUACAUUUGUUUGAUUACUUGUAUCAAGCUUAAGAGCCAGUUUCCACUAGAAUUUGAAAGGUUCAUUUAACACAAUCAGCAAAAACUUCAUAUCUUUCUUUUGAAAAGUGUUACCACCAACUUAAUAGCAGCUUUAGUGCUCUUGGGAAAUUAAAUGAAUUUUCUUUAUCAUGCUCAUCACUUCCUUUGUCACUCUGACAAAACUCAAGGCAGCCAUUUUCAAAUUCAUCACUCCUGCCAUAAUCAUCUUAAGCAAGGUGAUUAUAGCAAGAUGUGAUGCAUUUUUUGACCUAUCAGAGCAUGCCCAUCUCUUCAGUCACCAGAGCAAUUAUAUUAAAACACCACACUAAGAAAGAUUGUUGCAUUUUUCAGCUCAGUGUGUCACAGGACCUGAAAUGACAGCAUACAAUGGAACAAAUGAGGCAAGUUACAAUUAAUAUGUUAAUAAUAUUAAUUGUUCUUACUAUCAUAACUGAGGAGGGUUAAAUGCUGAAACCCAUAUCUCUGCAAAACAGUCUCUAUUAAGUUAUCAAUAUUAACUAGUAAGUUUUCUCAACGAGUUAAAAAUAAUUAUGAUUUUUGUCAAACUUGAUGCCCUAGAUAUAAUGUUUGUGGACCAUUUCCAAAAUUUCAUUCAACAGUUGACUGGUUCAAAUUUGUUUUUCCAUAGUUUUGAAGUUUUUAAACCAGUUUUAAUAUUUCAUGGUUUAUUUUGUUUGCUUUCUGGUGUAGUUUCAUCCCAUUCCCGUGGCCACAGCAUUGAAUGAGAUCAAACAGAAAAUGAUGGACUGGGUGAGUGAGUGCAUGUACAUGUUGUAGUUAAACUUUGCUGAAUUCUGUCCUCUUGUAAUUGUAAGUUUAAAGAUUGUAAUGAUAUAUCUAGACCAAAAAAAUGUGCUAAAAUCAUUUUGACAUGUAAUUCACUUUAGUUGAAAAUAUUCCAAAUAGUUCUUACUUCUUUAGUUGGUUUGCCCUGUAAAUUGAUUUGAAAAAAAUUCCUAUUUAUUGGAUAUAGACUGGCAGUUUACUCAAAGAACCUAUCACUGGGGAUAUGACAGUGUUAAAGGUCUUUAAACCUGACAAGACAUUUAAGGUAAGAAGAAAAAGUAGUAAAAGAAUGGGUCAGUUUUUGAGAUGCUCAAGGAUCAUGUCACAUUUAGUAACAAACAACUAUUGUUAUGAUAAUGAUGUUGAUAAUGUUUGUUAAUUUUCAGACCUGCAAGGUAGAACCAGGUUUCCUAAUUUCUGAUGUUAUGCGGUAAGUAACUUGUCCUUCUUUGAAGCAUAUUGUAGAGAAUGAAAAUGUCUUUUUGAAUACCUGUACCAUUGAAGAGAAAUCUGGACAUUGUAUUCUAGAACUUAAAGACAAACCAUAGCCUGGUUGAUUAAAGGCUCCAAGUAGGGAUAAAACACCAUGUAUAUAAAAUCCUGACAAUAUUAUUAUUUCUCAGCAAAACACAAAACUGAAAGUUGAUGGAAACUGAUGAACUUAUCAGUUAGAUGGUGUUAUCUUGAUAUUAUCUCUACUAAUGAUCAGUUUACUUGUUAGAUCAAGAUUUUGUUUUACUUUUGUGCAGGCAAUACACAAGGCACAGAAGUUUUGUUGGAGGGCAGAUUGAUGCUUCAGUGUUGGAAAUGUGGGAGGAAUCAGUAGAUGGUUCUGGUGAGACUCAACUAAUAGUUAUGAUCAUGUUUUGUUAGCAAUAAUACACCGUAACAUCAUUUUGUUCCAACAAACUAUAUUUGGCAACAUACUUACACCAAAAGCCAGUCCCUCCAUAGGGUUGAUUUAAAUAUUUCAUUCAUGUCAAACAUUCAGUUUAUUUGGUUAUUCUGUCUUGUAAGUUUGCUUGUUUUUUUUUUUUUUGGAACAUGUAUGUAUCCAAACUAUCAGAUGCAUUAUUUUUUCCUUUUGUGUGCCUUGUUCAUUUUAUAUACUGGUAUUUUAUCAUUGUUAACUUAAGAAUAUAUUGAUUAUUUUUUGCCUUCCAGAAAACAUUGUGUACAAUUGUAUGUAAAUUAGAGAUCAGAGUUGUUAUCACAUUUAAACAAGGUACCUGGUACUGCCAUUUCUAUUCCUUUUUAUAGUUCACAGAUGCUUGGAUCCUGGGGAGAAGCUGAGUAACAUCUUUGCAAUGUGGGGAAAAUAUCAGGUAAGUUAUGUUGACAGUUGGAAGUGAAUUGUUAAAACAGGUAAUGACACAUUGUUGAUUUACAGCAAUUUUGUGUUUGAACAGUUUGGGUCUUUGGUAACUAAGCCAUUGCAAAUUUGGGCCAUAACAUGUAAGUGUACAGGGCUGGUGUAUGUCUAAGGCUAAGAGUGGCCUGUUAACCCUGCAAGUACCAGAAGUGAUUAAAACACAACCUCUCCUUGCAAUUCCAAUAUGUUAUCUUUUAAACAGGUUACGAGGAAAAGAUAAACUCAUCAGCAAGAUGGUGUUAUCUUGAUAUAGCAUCAUAUUCUCAUGUGUAACUUACAAGGAAAUUUGAGGGAGUGAAGAGGGAGAAUUACUCAUUGUAUCUUGAGGGUUAAGGGGUUAAAUACCAUUUGAAGGAUUCAGUUUGAAAUCCUAGUCAGGGUGAUUUUCAAGGGAAUGAAAGGGCUGUGGAAACUGUCAGGGAUUUUCAGGGAAACUUGAUAGAAUGUUGAGCAAUAUAUAGCCCUUAUGACACAAUUCCUUUAGCAGAGCUCCAUUUUGCCUCCUGUCUCAUGAACUGGGAUGAGGUGCAGCAGAAUGAGCCAACAGGCUGGUGUGACAUCUUAAAACCUUGCUUACUAGUUUUAUUUUGUGUUGUUAGGGAAAGAUGAAGCUUGUUGUUCACAAUAAAGAUGAAAGACAGGGACUAGCAUCUGAUAAGAAAGAGGAACAAAAACCAGAACCACCCACUGGAGUGCUUAUCUACUUUGAUUAGCUUCAAAACAGUUUUUAGUAAUUCACAUUUCAGUCAACAUUGUGUCCACAAAUACACAAUAACUUGCUAACUAUUUUAAAAUUAAUGGUACAAUGUAGUUUUUAUUGGAGCAAGUGAGGAAAUUUUUAAUUUUCUCUGAGAUGCAUAAUAGAAAUACAACAUACAAUUUUAUCAAAUGAAAAUCCUAAAGUUUUAAAAUCUUUAAUUAUGAAAUCCAGAGUGCUAUGAGUGAAGGCAAAGUCAAUAUUACAAUUCAAUUGCAUACCUCUUUCAGUCCACAGCCAAGAGUAUCUUAUUUAUACUGAAAAUGCGUAUUUUCUCUUCUAGUUUCUCUUAGUUAUCUUAAUUCCAAACUGCAUCAAUCAACCCUCAGUUUCCAAAAUUGGGGAUUUUUUCAAAAUUUUUUUUAAAUGCUCCAUCAAAUAGUUUUUGAUAAUGGCAGACUUGUAAAUUUUAUUGAAAAAUGAUCACAGUAUUCAUUUGAAGGAGGCCAAUGAUAAAUGACUAUAUGGUUAUAGUCCCGACAAAUCAAAUCUGGCUUUUUGAGACAAUUUUUAAUCAAUUUUUAGAUAUAAAGAAGAUUAAGGAUAAUUUAGCGUACACUAGUCAGCUCAGAACAAUUUUUGAUUUUCUUUUUUUUCCACUCAAUAAUUUAUUUCAUACAAGCCUAGUCUACCUACUACACCUAAGUCUAUGUUUACUCUUUAUGUCACUCCUUUGUACAUAAUGCAAUCUCAACAGAUAUUCUUCAUCCCAGAAACUGCUGAGCUCUUUCACUCCAAGAGUGAAUUCAAGG
Molecule: messenger RNA, 13825 nt
Organism: Pocillopora meandrina
Lineage: Eukaryota; Metazoa; Cnidaria; Anthozoa; Scleractinia; Pocilloporidae
Source: the annotation of a GenBank genome assembly